UCUGCCUCCGGCAGGCGCAGCUUUCUCUGGCUUGCAGCCCAGCAGCAAGGAGAGGGAUUUGGAAAGCGACUCUGCCUGGGUCUGAAGAGCGACACCAGCGGCCUGCCGGCCCACAUGGACUCCUCGGAGGGGCCUUUCUUACCCCCCAUCAAGGGGUCCGCGACAGCUCCCGCUCCCGCUGUCCCGGUUUGGAGACCCAAAUCGGCUCGAGCGGCACCGCCACCUGGUGGUAAAAUAAAGUGGGAUCCUUAUGAGUCGACAGCGAAACACGAUUUUGUCUUUAAUCCAGCAACAGAACACAAUGUGGACUGUGCACGAGCUGGGAGAGGACAUGUCAUCCCCUUCCAAGUGAACGAACCAACUGGUAAGAAUACCUACCAAGAUGAGUUCUAUUGGAAGCCUUAUUCCAAGGCAGAACCUAUAAGGAGUGGCUCUGCAUCUGGAGUUAGAAGAAACAACCCUCAGCCUGCAGAACGUUUCUUGAUAUGGAGGGUGCCCCGAGAAGAAGAACCAUUACCUAGCAUACCGUCUCGGACAAAACCUAUUACUGUACAAGAUAUUGAGGAAACCAUAAAAAAACAGUACCAAACGGUAUAUACAGGAGAUUAUUUAGGGAUACAACCAGGUGCUCAAAAAGACCCUGCUGCUUCUGCUUCACCGGACUGGAAAAUAUUAGCUCCACAGCCUCCAGAGACGGAGUUCAGGCGUCAUUACCAGCCACAGGCCCAGGUCCCCGAAUUAAAGGACUUUACUUGGAAAUACGGAUGUAAUGCAAAUCGGCGUAUUCCAGUGAGAGGCGCUGUUCCUUCAGUGACAUUUGCUCAGCUCUGGAACCAAGAAAAUACUAAACAGCUGACCACAUACCAAAAAGAUUUUGGGAAAGACUAUCAGGAUAUCUUAUCAGUUUUGAAUUCUUUAGACCCCGAAGAUGUUAAGGCAUAUGUGCAAAGUGCUCCUCAUCCUGAAAAAGUCAUCCUUCAGAACUUUCUUGACAAAGUCAAUGGGAACAAAAAAGUGGAAAGACCUUCCUCCUCAAAGAUACCAAGAGAGCAUCCCAUGAAAUGCAUGUGAAAAAUUCAGCAAUAGCCAGAGAGGCUGAAUUGCAAUCAAACACCCUUGUGGUCAAUCUUUAUAUUAAAUUGUUUGAAGACCUGUGUCCAGGAUUGUUUGUUUUUUAAUACUUCAGGGCUUCUUUUGAAAUUUUAAAGGGCUAGUACCACAACUUCACUUACUUCGAAAUACAGAGUGGAUUUGGGAACAUUUUUUCUGUCAUAGAAGGUGUAUUAUAAAUCUCUGUACGCCAUCCCAGUUAUGCUGAAGAUGUGAUAUGGCAUCUCGUUACUGUUUCCUUGUUACAUAGCAGUAGCAAUUUUGAGAAAGUUAUUAAAUAAACAUGAUUUUCAAAACAUUAAAAUUGAGAAUAUUAAUUCUAAGCUUUGAUUUUGCCUUACUGCAGUGUUAAAUGAGUUUCUAGAUAUCAUAUUUUACUUCUUGAAAUUCUCACCCUUAACGAAAUGCUUCUUUAUUUUAUUUUCCCACUUCAGUUGAAUAAGAAUUUGUGCCUUAUUAAUAUAUGAAUUAGAUUUCCUGCUUUGUACAUAGCUCCAUUUAGGAACACAAACCAAAUAAAUCCACCCAGUGCCUGUGAGCAAAUGUUUUAAGUGUAGAUGCUGAUGUUUUCCAGUAGUACAUUAACAAUGCAGUCCUAUGUAGAGUUAUUCCAGACUAAGCCUGUUGAUUUCGGUGGAUUUAAAUGGGAGUAACUCCACAUUGGACUGCUCUGGCAAUCAACCUAGUACUUAUCUAAAAGCAAGUUAACAGUAUGUCUGAGUUCAUUAAAAUAGUAACAUGAGAAGCUUAUUUAGAAGUCUAACACCCGUGCAAGAAUCAGAGAGAAUAAUUUACAAAUAGCAGUGAGAGUUAACGAUAGAAAUAAGGUCACUGGCAGAAUUAUAACAGCUUUUAAAAAUACACAAAUAUAGGUAUAAUUAUACAACUGGUAGCAAAAGGAAAGCAGGUAGGAUAGCGCUGGUGAUCACUUUAUAUUUUAGAUAUAAAACGAUGCAUUUGCAAAUCUGUAAAUAAAGACACAAUUUUUUCCAUGUGCUCAGAUUCUUGAUUUUAUAGAAAGUUGGGGUGGGAUAGGAAUAUUAAUGCAUAGGGAAGGUAUUAUAUAUUAAAGAGGGGAAAAAUAAAUGUUGACUCACAAAUAUAUGAAAAACCUACAAAUUUAAAAAACGGUUUGUGCAGAAUAAAAAUGUUAUUCCAUGUGCCACUUUCAGAAUAGCUGGUAUUUUCACUUCCCUUCCCAAAAUUUUGCCUUUUCAGGACAGCCCAAUUUUUAAAAAUGGUAAAAUACAAAACAAUCCUGUGCCACUAUUAAGUAUUUGUUUCAGUAUUUUGAUAACUGCGUUUGAUUUCAAAUAUCAUUGCUUGUCAAAUGAAAGAGAUCCAAUCUUCAGUGAAUAUUUGGGAAAUGGUUGAAUAUUCUGGGGAUAUCUGGCAGAUUUACAGCACCAGAAGUCUCAGACGAUUAAGUUCACAAGUGACAAAUUCCUCUUAUCUCUUUCAUGCACCAUAAUUCAUGAUGCUGGGAAAUUAUAAGACUAUUCUAUCCAAUACUUAAAGUUACAGCUCAAGUUAAAUCCCUCAUUUUGAAAUGUGUGCAAGUCUGUAACCCUCAGACAUUUGUGGUUGUGGAAUGGCUCAGCUGAUGUCGUCUUUUCGCUUCUGAUUACAGAAUGUUCCGACUGAACCACUUUGUGAAUCACUCUGGAAUUUCUUGGCUGGUGCUCUGUGUUCUUGUUUUUCCCUUAAUCUGAAAUUCAGAAAAUAAUAGUUGAGAAUGAAAAAAUGUCUGUAGGCCAGACUAAUGCACCUUGCAUAAUAUAGUGCAGAGCAGGACAUGGGCACAUUUAUUUUCCCUUUUUAAAAAAUGUAUGUGGUUUGCCCUACCAGGCAGAAAAGUGAAUGGGCAAAGAGUGAUAUUUUUAUAUAAAGCUGCCAUUUUUUAGGAUCACAUGAGAAGAUGAGAAGAUGUCUGUUGUUGAG
This is a messenger RNA of Eublepharis macularius, 3051 nucleotides long. RefSeq names its product testis expressed 26 (gene TEX26). The record is from RefSeq and is a predicted model, not a curated record. Bases 115 to 1071 code for a protein of 318 amino acids. The transcript has 7 exons. NCBI's taxonomy places the organism in Eukaryota, Metazoa, Chordata, Lepidosauria, Squamata, Eublepharidae. Gene Ontology annotation, cellular component: cytoplasm.